Messenger RNA from Magnolia sinica, 2077 nucleotides. RefSeq names its product zinc finger protein ZAT4-like. Bases 228 to 1739 code for a protein of 503 amino acids. The transcript has 2 exons. NCBI's taxonomy places the organism in Eukaryota, Viridiplantae, Streptophyta, Magnoliopsida, Magnoliales, Magnoliaceae. The record is from RefSeq and is a predicted model, not a curated record.
AGAGAGAGAGAGAGAGAGAGGUCGGUUUUAAGGGAUUUGAGUCAUUGGGUUUCUCUUGGAGCUUUUUUCCUAACUGGGGUUUUUGUAUUUUCUCAGUCUUUGAUCGUAUUAAGCUGUUUUUCAGAUCUUUCUGAGGAAGAAAUCUGCAGGAAGGAGCUGUUUUCUGAUCUUGGUAGCUGAGAUUUUCUCUCAUCUCGAUUCAUACGUCUCUAUCACUCAACAAGAAGAUGGAAGAAGAGUUGGAAACGGCAUCGGGUUCGGAUGAGAGAUCUCUUCCUGAGAAGAGAAAGCAAAAGAAUGCAAAGUUCGUGCUCAAGAUUAAGAAUCUGAAAUCCUAUCAGCGGCAUGGAUGUGAUGACGAUGUCGGCUUCGCCAGAAAGGAUUUGGAUUGUCGUGUGAGAGCUGGCGGUUCUGAUCGAGUAGACAAUUUCCAGCUCAAGAAUGAUCGAGAUAAUGAUUUUGCAGAUGAUGCUGACAAUGUAGCCGAUGAAAAGCUCGAUGAAAGAGAGAACGAUCAGUUAAUGUCGUCCACUGAGAAAAAAUUCAUAUGUUCGGUCUGCGAGAAGAAGUUCAUGUCUAUGAAAUCGCUCUCCGGUCACAUGAGAUGCCAUCCAGAUAGGCCAUGGAGAGGAAUUCACCCGCCGUUGAUCUUUAAAAACAGCUCAUCUCCAGCAGGAUCCGAUUCUGCAGGCAGGAAUUUGGAUGAUCAGGUCGAUUCAGAUACGAUGACGGAGAGCUCUGCUUCCGAUCACUUACGAUCACUGUCCAGCUGGCCUGUGACUGCAAGAAGACCGAGGAAAGUUACAGUCCCUGUCGCAGCUGCAGAGAAUCCGAAUUUAAAUGAAGAACUGCAGGAAUCAAUCGCCGACGCUGUAUAUAAUCUGCUGAUGCUUUCAAAGGGAGAUCCUCUUGAAUUGUCCUCAGUUAAGAAGAAGAAAAGGAAGGUGGGAGAUGAGGAAUUCAGAGCUGAAAACAGAGAAUUCUUGUUGAAGAAGACAGAAAUCGAUGUUUUGAGAGAUGGGUGUGAUCCUAAAUUGAUGAAUUUGGAUUCUAAGUUGGAAAAUUCAGAUGGGUUCUGUGAUGAAGACCAGAACAGUGAGGAAUCAGAGAGUAAGAACAUGAACUACAACAGACCAAUGAAGAAGCUGAAUUAUGGGUCGAAUGUAAUUAAGAAGAAGAUAAUGAAGAAGCAGAGAAAGAUCAGAGCUUUGAAGACAGUUCCCGACGAGCUUCUGACCGAAUCGAAGAAGAAACUGGCAGCAGCACGGCGAUACUAUUGCAGCACUUGUAACAAGAGCUUCUCUACUCAUCAAGCAUUGGGUGGGCACAGAGCCAGCCACAAGAAAGGGAAGAACGACGUCGGCGGCGAUCUCGAAUACGACGGCAAUACGAUCAUAGCUGCCGAUUACUCAGGUGGCUCGCCGCGGUCCCAUGAUCAAUUGCCAAAGCCAGCUGCAUCACUUCACCAGUGCAAGAUCUGUGAUAAGUCCUUCCCCUCAGGUCAGGCCCUCGGUGGCCACCAGAGGUGCCAUUGGAGUGGCCACCCCGAGCCGCCGGCGAGCUCGAUCACGUCACAGGAUGAUGAAACGAAGGCAGGCCGCCGAUCGGCUGCAUUACAGGACGAUGGAACGAAAUCAGGCCACCGGAUUCUUGAAUUCGACCUCAAUGAGCUGCCGCCGAUGAUCACAGAUGAUGAUGAUCAGACAAUGGGCCUUGAUCAGGAGUAUGUAUCUCACUAACACAAUUCAGUAAGUGAAAUUCAUUACUAGAAUUGAGUAAUUUGGGUCUGAAAAAUCCUAAUUUUGGGUUUUGAGUUCUGUUUUCUCUGUUCUAAUUACAAAUAUGAGUGUGUGUAGGGGUGCAGUUCAAUAGCAGUGUGAAACAAUUUCUCUGUUUUUUUUUUUGAAGUCCUUUAUUUGGAGGGUAUUCUUGUCAUUUUGUCAUUCAGCAGCUGUGUGAUGAAAAGAAGAUCCAACGGCUCUGAAAGGUGGACAGGAUAUUGUAAAGAAGCUCUAUGUACAUAGACUUUUGGCUUUGCUAUGAAUUGGAAGUUGAAAAUAUAGCAUUUUAUGAUAAA